This is a messenger RNA of Colossoma macropomum (tambaqui), 1553 nucleotides long. Its product is annotated as DNA damage-inducible transcript 4-like protein. The record is from RefSeq and is a predicted model, not a curated record. Gene Ontology annotation, cellular component: cytoplasm. Gene Ontology annotation, biological process: negative regulation of signal transduction. The coding region runs from base 143 to 733 and encodes 196 amino acids. The transcript is spliced from 3 exons. Lineage: Eukaryota; Metazoa; Chordata; Actinopteri; Characiformes; Serrasalmidae.
GUUUGUGGGUGUGUGUCUGGAGGGUGUAUGCGUGCAUAAAUAUAUAAAACCUUUUGUGACUAAUUUAUUUUAAAUUAUAUCAUAUUUUAUUACGCACUUUAUAAGGACGAGACAUUAAUCUGAAGGGGUGACGUUAUUCACCAUGGUUGCAACAAGCACACUGACGAGCAAAAACUCAGAAUGCAUCUCGGAAUUUAUCGACCGGGGAUAUGACCCAUCAUGCAUCGAUAACGAGCUGGACUUUUGGGAGCGAUCCCUGGCUGAGCCAUACCUGAGCGUGGAAGUAUGUGAGGAGCGGGCUUGCCAGCAGCUGGCACGGCUGCUCGAGGGCUGCCUGGCGCGGGCCAAGGCCAGCACGCUACGGUGCGCUCAGGUCCUGGUACCGGAGACGCUGACACGGCGGGUGGCGCGGGACAUGCUGCGACUGGCGGCAAGCGAGCCGUGUGGGCUCCGCGGCUGUGUGCUGGACGUGCGCCUGGAGCUGGAGGAGCAGCAGCGCCGCUGUGAGAGGCUGGAGCGGCUGGUGUGCGACGCCAGUGUGGUGCCCACCUUCGAGCUGACGCUUGUCUUCAAGCAGGACGGGGGUGGCUGGCCCAGUCUGAGGGACUUCCUGCGUAUUGGCACAUGCUUCCCUCCCGGCUUCCGCCGUGCCCUCAAACUCCGGCCUGGCUUUAGACUUGUUAAGAAGAAGCUGUACUCUUCAGCGGCCGGUCCAGUGGUGGAAGAGUGCUGAGCUGAUGGGUGGUGGGGUUUAAAGGCCAGAGCACACUGACCCAGCAAACACUAACGUUCUGGUGUUGGUAGUUGACUUUAGAAUGUUUAGAAAAAGUGAGAAACUAAAUGAACCAGUGUGAAUGGAAGAGAACAUUCUAUAGUCAUGUGAAUGAGGGAAGAAUAUUUCUGUAACCGUGUGAAUGGAUAAACAUUCGAAAAUCUCCUGAGAAUCUCCCAACAAUCUCACAUGGGUGCGAUACACCACCCCAGUGUUUUUGUUGCGUUGGUGUGCUCUGGCUCUAAGGGUACAAUGCACUUCAACACUUCUUGUGAAUGUAAGGGUCUGCCUUUGGAGCAACUCCUUUUUUCCUGCACUUUUUUAUACUGUUAAUGUGAACUAGUUCAGUGUCGAGUACAUGUUAAAUUUGGGGAUGUGUAGCUGAGAUAACAAUGGAAAAUUUGAUAUGGUGAUGGAAGUUUACUUUUUUGUAAAGCAUUACUGCAGUUUCUUUUGAGCAGCUGUGCCUAUAAUUUUGUGCCAUCUCACUUAAAUUGUGUAUUGGGUAUUUCCAGAUUUUUCUAGUAUGCAAUUUUUCUUGUUUACACCCUUCAUUGUUGACCAGUGUUUUUCUUGGUACACAGCAUUAAAACCCAACUUGUAAUAAAACUGUAAAUACCUUUGGUCAUAUGUUACCUUUUUGAAGGGGGCCAUUACUGUCAGUAGAAUGUAUGUCAUAUUUCUGAAUGUACUGUUUCUAUCAUAGUAUUUGCUUCUAAAAACAUACUGCUGAGGGAUAACAUCAGACCCCCUCUGCCAAAUGUGCCACAAUUGUUUAAAA